AUGGAUCGGACCCUCGCACAUGCCGUGGCCAACAAGAAGCCGGUCCCAGAGAUCGACUUCUCCCUGCACACGAUGGAGGAUGGCUCCCAGGUGUCGACGCUGGAGCGCGUGGUCAAAGAGGUCCAAGCUCCCGCUCUAAGCACACCCCCCGACGACAUGUUCUGGUCGCCCGAUGACCCCUCCAAGCCGAACCUCCAGUACCUGAAACAGCAUCUCUAUCGCGAAGGCCGUCUCACCGAGGAUCAGGCACUAUGGAUCAUUCACGCGGGUACACAGAUUCUCAAGUCUGAGCCGAACCUGCUCGAGAUGGAUGCGCCCAUCACCGUCUGUGGCGAUGUCCACGGCCAAUAUUACGACUUGAUGAAAUUGUUUGAGGUCGGGGGCGACCCGUCGGAAACAAGAUACCUGUUCCUGGGCGAUUAUGUGGACCGUGGGUACUUCAGCAUCGAGUGUGUCCUGUAUCUCUGGGCGUUGAAGAUUUGGUACCCGGAUUCGCUGUGGUUGCUCCGGGGUAAUCACGAGUGCCGACAUCUUACGGACUACUUCACCUUCAAGCUGGAAUGCAAGCACAAGUAUAGCGAGCGGAUUUACGAGGCGUGCAUCGAAUCUUUCUGUUCCCUGCCGCUGGCGGCGGUCAUGAACAAGCAGUUCCUCUGCAUCCACGGCGGUCUCAGUCCGGAACUGCACACUUUGGAGGACAUCAAGGCGAUCGAUCGCUUCCGAGAACCCCCGACGCAUGGGCUCAUGUGCGACAUUCUCUGGGCAGACCCUCUGGAGGAAUUCGGGCAAGAGAAGACGGGUGACUUUUUCAUCCAUAACAGCGUUCGUGGCUGCUCCUACUUCUUCUCGUAUCCGGCCGCCUGUGCGUUUUUGGAAAAGAACAAUCUCCUGUCCAUCAUCCGAGCGCACGAGGCGCAGGACGCCGGGUACCGCAUGUACAGAAAGACGCGGACGACCGGCUUCCCUAGCGUGAUGACCAUCUUCAGUGCUCCCAAUUACCUCGACGUGUACAACAACAAGGCGGCCGUUCUCAAGUACGAGAACAACGUGAUGAAUAUUCGGCAAUUCAACUGCACCCCGCAUCCAUACUGGCUACCAAACUUCAUGGAUGUCUUCACCUGGUCGUUGCCGUUCGUUGGAGAGAAGAUCACGGACAUGCUCAUUGCCAUCCUCAACACCUGCUCCAAAGAGGAAUUGGAGGACGACACGCCGACGUCCGCAUCUCCGCCUGGCCCGGCCGAGCCCGAGCCCAUCCCCGAAGCUGGUGUCGAUGUUAGCGAAUUCAAGCGGCGGGCAAUCAAAAACAAGAUUCUUGCCAUUGGCCGUCUCUCACGGGUCUUCCAAGUGCUGCGUGAGCAGUCUGAGAGUGUGUCGGAACUGAAGACAGCGGCCGGCGGUCGUCUUCCGGCUGGCACUCUCAUGCUGGGUGCAGAGGGCAUCAAACAGGCCAUUACCAACUUCGAGGAUGCGCGGAUGGUGGAUAUUGAAAAUGAGCGUUUGCCGCCAAGCCAGGAGGAGGUCAUUCGCAAGACCGAAGAAGAAAGGCGCGCGGCACUGGAGCGUGCUGAACGCGAGGCCGCGAACGAUACUGGACUUGCAACCGUGGCCAGACGAAUCAGCAUGACUGCCGGAGCGGGUCGAGGUCGUCGCCCUCGCGAUGCCGCCAGGGAGGCCUGA
This is a messenger RNA of Penicillium riverlandense, 1677 nucleotides long. RefSeq names its product serine/threonine-protein phosphatase 2B catalytic subunit. The coding region runs from base 1 to 1677 and encodes 558 amino acids. Gene Ontology annotation, molecular function: calmodulin binding; calmodulin-dependent protein phosphatase activity. Lineage: Eukaryota; Fungi; Ascomycota; Eurotiomycetes; Eurotiales; Aspergillaceae. Gene Ontology annotation, cellular component: calcineurin complex; cytoplasm. The record is from RefSeq and is a predicted model, not a curated record. The transcript has 5 exons. Gene Ontology annotation, biological process: fungal-type cell wall organization; calcineurin-mediated signaling.